Messenger RNA from Myiozetetes cayanensis, 2960 nucleotides. RefSeq names its product pseudouridine synthase 3 (gene PUS3). Gene Ontology annotation, biological process: mRNA pseudouridine synthesis; tRNA pseudouridine synthesis. Lineage: Eukaryota; Metazoa; Chordata; Aves; Passeriformes; Tyrannidae. Gene Ontology annotation, molecular function: pseudouridine synthase activity; RNA binding. The coding region runs from base 1484 to 2860 and encodes 458 amino acids. The record is from RefSeq and is a predicted model, not a curated record. The transcript is spliced from 5 exons. Gene Ontology annotation, cellular component: nucleus; cytoplasm.
UCCUGUAGAGUUGGGAGGAUGCCUGGAGUGCUGGGGGAGAGAGACCCCCCCGCUAUAGGGUGGGGGUCCCUGGGGAGCUGGGGACAGGAAUUGUGGAGCAGGGAAGGUCCCCUGCUGCAGACAGGGACCCCAUAGGUUUUUGGGGGGUCCUUGCAGUGCUGGGGAAUAGGGAUCCCCCCACUAUAGGGUGGGGUCUCUGGGGAGUUGGGGACAGCAACAUCAUAGGACAGGAAGGGUCCCCUGUUGCAGAUCGGGACCCCAUAGGGUGCCAACCCUGGUCCCCAUUUUGUUUUGGGGGGUCCCUGGGGUCAGAGCCUGUCCCAUAGCAUAGUGGGAGUCCCUGAAGAGCUGAGGACAGGGAUGGUGGCACAGGGAAGGUCCCCUGCUGCAGACAGGGGCCCCAUAGGUUUUUGGGGGGACCCUGAGGUGUUGGGGACAGGGACACACUCCCCUCCCAGAAUGCUGGGAACAGGGAUACCAAGGGGGGAGGGCUGUCCCCAGGUAGAUAGAGGUGCAGGGACCCCAUAGGUUUUGGGGGCUUCCUGGGGUGUUGGAGGACAGGGAGCCCUGCCAUAGGGUGGGGGUCAGCAGCUUAUGACCCUAGGGGCAGGAUGUGAGGGGUGCCCCAGGGUGAUGGAGAAGCAGCGAUCCCAUAGGGUUUUGGGGGGAUCUCUGGGGUGUUGGGGACAGGGACCCCCCCCAUUGGGUGCUGGAGACGGGGACACCAGAAGGGGAGGGCUAUCCCCAGGGUGAUGGAGAUGUAGGGACCCUACAGGGUUUUGUAGGGUCCCUGGGGUUUUGGGCACAGGAACCAUGGAGCAGGGAGGGUCCCCUGGUGCAGACAGGGACGCCAUAGGGUUUUAGGGGGGGAUCCUUGGGGUGCUGAAGGAGCAGGGACCUUGUAGGGUGGGGGUGCUGUCCCCCAUAGGGUUUGGGGUGGAGUCUCUAAGGUUCUGGGGAACAAAACCAUUUCAUAGGUGGGUGGAGGUAUGCACGGUGCUGGAGAACCAGGGACCCCAACCUGGAAGGUCCCUGGGGUGCCAGAACACCCCCAGUGUGGAAUAACCACACAAGCCUGUGUGUUUCCCAUGUGGGGUCACAUCCAGAGGAGGUUUGGUGGGAGCUGGACACAGCUGCUUCAGGCUGCAGCUGUUACCUGCUUCCUGUCCUCCCAGCUCCCUUUUCCAGCCAUCCCACUCAGCUUUUGCUUUUUUGCGCCAGAACUGCUGUGUUUGCCAUCCAUCCCUGAAAAAACUAACACUAAUAAUAGUAAUAACUAACACUACCUUACUUCCAUUCCAAAGCUCCCUUAUUUUAAAAAUGAGGUAAAAAAGGCCAAGGGAGCAGAGUUUGGUGGAGCAGGGAUAAGUCUGGAAUAACGGAUGCUGCCUUCAGUGUUUCUAAUGAACCCAUAGAACGAUAAGGAACGUUUGCAGACCCCGAGGAUCCACUGGCAACAAACUGAUACUCCAGGGCAGUGGCUAUGGCUGAGGAGAGCACGGCUGCUGACCACGAGGGGCUCCUGAGGAGAGUGCAGGAGCUGGAAGCGGAGGUGAAGCGGCUGCAGGAGAAGCUCCAGGAUGACAAGGAGGGCACUGGGAGGAGAGAGGCUGCUCUGGCCCCUGGGAAAGCCAAAAAACGCCAACAAAGGCCCUUCGAUUUCAGCGCGCACGGCCGCAGACACGUGGCACUGCGCAUCGCCUACCUGGGCUGGGGCUACCAGGGCUUUGCCAGCCAGGAGAACACCCCCAACACCAUCGAGGAGAAGCUCUUUGAAGCCUUGAAGAAGACACGGCUGGUGGACAGCAGAGAGACCUCCAACUACCACCGCUGCGGGCGCACGGACAAGGGAGUCAGUGCCUUCGGGCAGGUGAUUUCCCUGGAUCUCCGCUCCAGCCUGCCACCGGAGGGGCAGCAGCAAAACGGGCAGGCGGACGAGGGGCAGCGGGAGGAGCUGCGCUACACCCACAUCCUCAACAGGGUGCUGCCCCCUGACAUCCGGGUGCUGGCCUGGGCCCCCGUGGCGCCGGAGUUCAGCGCCCGCUUCAGCUGCCAGCGCCGCACCUACCGGUACUUCUUCCCCUGCGCCCAGCUGGACGUGGCCCUCAUGGACAGCGCUGCCCAGCGCUACGUAGGCACCCACGACUUCCGCAACCUCUGCAAGAUGGACGUGGCCAACGGGGUGCUCAACUUCCAGAGGACGAUCCUCAGCGCCCGUGUGACGUGGGUGGAGAGAGGGGGAGAAUCCAGGCCAUGGGAUCCCUUCCGGCUGUGCCAGUUCGAGGUGACGGGGCAGGCGUUCCUGUACCACCAGGUCCGCUGCAUGAUGGCCGUGCUCUUCCUCAUCGGCCAGGGCGUGGAGAGCCCAGACAUCAUCAACGAACUGCUGGAUGUGGAGAAGAACCCUCGGAAACCGCAGUACAGCAUGGCAGUCGAGUUCCCCCUGGUCCUGUACGACUGCGAGUUCCCAGACCUGCAGUGGCUCUGCGACCCGGAGGUGCAGAGCUUCAACGUGACACACCUGCAGCAGCUCUGGGCCAGCCACGCCGUCAAAACCCACGUGCUUCGGGACAUGUUGGCAGGGCUGGACACCGCUCCCACAGCCACUGGCAAAGGUCCGGGGAGCAGCCUGGUCAGCAGCUUCGUGGAGGGGGUCCAAGCCCGAACCUACAAGCCCUUGCUGUCCCGGCCCCGGUGCGAGGGGCUGGAGGCUCGGAUCGAGCACUUCGUGCGGAGGGGCCGCAUCGACCCCCCCCGGGGGCCGGGGGUGCCCGGGGAGCAGGAGCCCCCCGAGGGCAAGCGGGGCAGCAGCGCAGCCCCCGAGCAGCCGCCCAAGAGGGUCUGCGUGGACACCGAGUGACGGAGCGCCUCGGCACUUCCUUUUAUUAUUGUUAUUGGGGGAAAAAAGCGCGUUUUUUCGGUGCUGUUUUUUUAUAAAUCUCAAGAAACCUCUUGUAGCA